Molecule: messenger RNA, 3367 nt
Organism: Eubalaena glacialis (North Atlantic right whale)
Lineage: Eukaryota; Metazoa; Chordata; Mammalia; Artiodactyla; Balaenidae
Gene: ZNF322
Product: zinc finger protein 322
Exons: 4
Coding region: 641-1849 (402 amino acids)
Biological process (GO): regulation of cytokine production; negative regulation of transcription by RNA polymerase II; regulation of immune system process
Source: RefSeq, a predicted model, not a curated record
GCGCCGGCCGCUUCCCAGCUAGGCUGAAAGGGCUCGGGUAGCCGGCCUUGUCGGCCCUUAAAGCGCCCCCUGGAUGGCCUGGCCCCAACUGCCCUCGCCGAGCAACGCAAAGGGGGCUGCUUCUGGCUCUCGUCGGCCUCCCAGGUUGGCUUUCCUUCUUUUCCCGAAGGUGGGCCCUUAGGUUUACCGCCCGGAGCCUGCGGCCGCCGGGAAACCCAAACCCGAAUGUCCGGAGAGUAACCGGAAGUGCCGUCCCAGGCGGAGGGGCGGCGCCGGCUGCUGCCGUGAGCUGUUGGGAAGGAACUGAUGGCUACCAGUGGCAGGUGCUUCUCGCAGGAGAAAACAGAAUGUAAGGAAAGGUGGGAAGAGGAGAGGGAAGAAUUGAGUGUUGUGAAUAGUUAUGGACUAGAGACCUUUUGGAGCCAAAAGGAAGAUAGUCUUGAGUCUUUGUUGUUAUGGGUUGGAAAUACCAAGUAAAGAAUUAGUAUAUAUGAUGCUGGAAACUUGCAGAGAGGAGCUGCUCAUGACUGAAAGGCCUAAAACAGAUGUAUCUUUCAAGUUCUCAUCGAGAAAAUGACUGUGAAGAAAAUGAUGGGUCAGGAAGACCAGUGGAAAACUCCCUAGGAGAGAGCCAUAGAAAAUGUACACUUCAGAAGAGAGGUAUAAUCAGAGAACUCAAAAAAGGAAAAUAUAUCAUGUAUGCCCUCAGAAGGGUAAAAAGAUUUUUAUUCAUGUGCAUGAGAUUGCUCAAAUAGAUGAUCAGAUAUACCAGUGCCUUGAACGUGAGCAAAACUUCUGUGAAAACUUAGCUCUUAUUAUGUGUGAGAGAACCCAUACUGGGGAGAAACCUUAUAGAUGUGAUAUGUGUGAGAAAACCUUCAUCCAAAGCUCAGAUCUUAUUUCACACCAGAGGAUCCACAAUUAUGAGAAACCUUAUAAAUGUAGCAAAUGUGAGAAGAGCUUUUGGCACCACUUAGCCCUUUCAGGACACCAGAGAACACAUGCAGGUAAAAAAUUCUAUACAUGUGAUAUUUGUGGCAAGAAUUUUGGUCAGAGCUCUGAUCUGCUUGUCCACCAGCGAAGCCAUACAGGCGAGAAACCGUAUCUAUGUAGUGAGUGUGACAAAUGCUUCAGCCGAAGUACAAACCUCAUAAGACACCGAAGAACUCACACAGGUGAGAAACCAUUUAAGUGUCUGGAGUGUGAAAAAGCUUUUAGUGGGAAAUCAGAUCUUAUUAGCCACCAGAGAACUCAUACUGGUGAAAGGCCCUACAAAUGUAAUAAGUGUGAGAAAAGUUACCGACACCGUUCAGCCUUCAUUGUUCAUAAAAGAGUUCAUACUGGGGAGAAGCCCUAUAAGUGUGGUGCCUGUGAGAAAUGCUUUGGCCAGAAAUCAGACCUUAUUGUACACCAGAGAGUCCACACAGGUGAGAAGCCGUAUAAAUGCUUAGAAUGUAUGCGAAGUUUUACUCGGAGCGCCAACCUAAUCAGGCACCAGGCAACUCACACUCACACUUUUAAAUGCCUGGAAUAUGAGAAAAGUUUCAGCUGUAGUUCAGACCUUAUUGUGCAUCAAAGAAUUCACUUGGAAGAGAAACCACAUCAGUGGUCUGCACGUGAGAGUGGCUUCCUCCUGGGCAUGGACUUUGUUGCCCAACAGAAAAUGAGAACUCAGACAGAGGAGCUGCAUUAUAAAUAUGGUGUCUGUGAUAAAAGCUUUCACCAGAGCUCAGCCCUUCUUCAACAUCAGACAGUCCACAUCGGUGAAAAACCGUAUAUCUGUGAUGUGGGUGAAAAAGGUCUUGAGCUCAGCCCUCCCCAUGCAUCAGAAGCCUCACAAAUGUCUUGACCAGACAAGAAGUUAUAAUGCCAUAAAAAAUGUAUUUACAAUGUAAGAGAACUCCUUAAGAUGAACUCUAAGCAAAUCUCAGACUUUCCUCAGAGCUCAGAUUUCACUGGGGACCAGAGAAUCUGCAGUUGUAGGAAGUUGAGAAAUGGUUUGCCCAGAGAGCUGUCCUUACAGAACCUUAUCAACCACUCCAAUGAGAAACCUUACAAAUGCUCUGAGUUUGGGAAAACCUUUAGUCCAAGCUUGUAUCUGAUCACCCACAAGAGGAUUCAUACAGGUGGGAAACCUUACAAAUUUGGUGAAUGUGAGAAAGCUUUCUAGCAAUGGUCACCUCUUCUCAUUCCAAGAGAAUUCACAUUGGUGGACAGCAUUUUUAAUACCCUGUGUCAACAGUGCUUCAGAGAGUGUGCACAUUUCAUUGGACGUCAGAACACCCCACUGGGGAGAGACCCCCACAAGUGUGAAGAAAGCUUCUAACAGAACUGUGACUUUCUUACCUAUCAGAGAAGCCAUACAGGUGAAAAUUUCUAUAUUUAUCUUGAAGGUGGCAAAAGCAUUAGGUGGAGAGCCUUCUUGGGUUUGCACCCCCCCAAAAAAAAAAAAAAAAAAAUCUGAGGAAAGACCUUAUGAAUUCUCUGAAUGAGAAAAGCUUCUGUCAGUGAUUGGUUUUUGUGGUAUACUGGGGAACUCACAUAAGUGAAAAACCCUAUAAAUAACCUUGAGUCUAAAAAAAAGCCUUGCAGGAAAUCCCUACCUUAUUGCGCCCCAAAGAACCUACUCUGCAGAUAAUUUUGUUCUAGUAAGAGAUCUAACUGUGGACUCUGUACAUUUAAUAGGUAUGAGAAGAACUGUUCUCAUAGUUAGUUGACCCAUAUAGUAGAGAUGACUUUUAAUGAGUCAAUAUGUAAACUGUUUUUUUUUAGAUACCCAGAAACUUUUUCUGGGAGGAGCUAGGGCAGGUCAGAGUAGGCCUGAUGGGAAACUCAGGUAAAGAUGCUUUUCUUUUAUCUGAACCACUUAAUGAUUGCUUUACUUACAGUUUUUAAAAUUUGGAACUCCAAUAAAGAAAAGGACUGUAACCUUGAGAUAGAAGGUGUGGCAUGUGUUACUGUUGGGGGAAAGAAGUACAUUUACUUUGCCUCUGUCGAUUUUGUAAGUCUUGGCUGGAAUGGGGGCUAGUGUGUUGAUAGCAGCAUGGGAACCUUUUGCUGGUUGUGAAAAGAACUAAGCGGCUAGGGAGUAGUUAUCGUAGAUCAAAACUCUUCCCAAGGCUUCCCCUUUGGAGGGCCAACCUCAUAACGAGAUAGAAUACUCAGCUUUUUACUUGUGAGUUGAGGCAUACCCUCACAAGUUUCCUUUCCCUAAAAUCUUUCAGAUUAUUACUGGUAUUUGCAGUUUCAGCUUUAGAGAUUCAUUUCUUCUCAACUCAGAGAUGCAUGUUCCAGGAUAAUAGUUAUGAUUUUUGCUAGUACCCAUACUUUUGUGACUUCAUUUAUCAUGUUUCUUUCAAUGGUAAGA